Molecule: messenger RNA, 1473 nt
Organism: Closterium sp. NIES-65
Lineage: Eukaryota; Viridiplantae; Streptophyta; Zygnematophyceae; Desmidiales; Closteriaceae
Source: the annotation of a GenBank genome assembly
GAGGAGGUCCUCGUGAAAGUCCUCGCUGCCGUCAGUUCCACCGCGGAAAGCCCCGCCGAGGUCAUCGCGCCCUCCAUGACAUGCCGGCGGUGGAAGCGAGCGAGUCAAGACAGGGACGUGUUGUGCUCCACGUCGAGGGGCGGCGUGGCGGUGCGAGCGAGGCAGUGGAGCAUCGGCGCCUUCACGUUUCUACGACGACUGAGCGAGAACGGCUGUCUAGAGGCCUGCUUCAUGCUCGCCAUGAUCCUCUUCUACUGCAUCCCCGAGGCGCAAUUUGAAGGCGGGCGGCUUCUCAUGUAUUCCGCGCGGCAGGGGCACGCGGCCUCGUUGCAUGCGGCGAGCAUCCUCAGCUUUAACGGUAGCGGUCUAGGCCAGCAGAGCAAGGACAUCAAAGUCGGCGUCGCGCUCUGCGCGAGAGCGGCGGCUCUCGGCCACACAGAAGCCAUGCGGGAACUAGGCCACUGCCUCUUGGACGGAUACGGAGUGCGCCAGGACGUCCAAGAAGGUUGGAGGAUGCUCCUCGAGGCGCAAGCUGCUGAACUCUCACCGGAAUCUUCCUCUCACGUGUCUUCGCUCUCGUCGCUUCUCGCUUCCGGCGGCAAGCGAAAGAGUGAAGCUGAUACUGGCGUCGCUGCUAAGAAGAUGCGCGGUUUUGAUGCCCUCGGUAAUGUCGCCGCCGUGGGUUGCGCUGAGCAGGAGACUGCGGUGCAGACGCUGCUGGGCGUGGAGUCCAAGGGCGCGUUCACAGAGCACGGCAUGCCCGUGUCUCCCGCAGGGGUCAACUCAAGGCCUCCCUUCGUUUUUCGCGUCGACGCUUCCGCUUGCGGACAGCCCGCCGCGCUCCCGCCGAAGAAGCCCGCCGCUCCCGUCGCUGCGUGGACGAGUCCCCUCGAGGCGACCAAGUUCGCCCGACCUGCGCGACAGGUUCGCCAGGCGCGUCGCCAAGCCCGGAAUCCGUCGCAGGACUCGCAGGCGCAGCACCUGCAGGGAAAGACGGCCGUCGUGCUUAAGCUUCUCGCGGCGCUGAAGGCCGGCAGCUUAAAGCUAACCGCCGAGUCGAUCGCCAAGCUGCAGCCGAUUCUAUCCAGCGUGCAGACGUCGCUGCGCGCCACUGCUGUUCACCCUGCACACGUGUUCGUCAAGGAUUGGUUCGCCGCAAGGGCGGCUAAGAAGUGCGAGAAGAGCACCGCGUGCGGCGAUUUGGCGAGCGCGAAGGACACGGUGGGCGACGCUGGGCUCGGUUUUUGCAACCGCGAGUCUUGCGGCAGGCCUGAGAAGCGCGCGCUGGAGUUUUGGCGGUGCUCCACCUGCUGGAACGCGCGCUACUGCAGCCGUUCGUGCCAGCUGCAUGACUGGCACGCCAGUCAUGGCGGGGAGUGCUGCGCACAGGCUUCUGUGGCUGCCGGCGCUGCUGCGUUUGCUGGUGUAAUAAGCGCGGAACGUGGGGAUGUGCGACUCGCGCCUCUUCCCUGA